Messenger RNA from Triticum turgidum subsp. durum (durum wheat), 2790 nucleotides. Lineage: Eukaryota; Viridiplantae; Streptophyta; Magnoliopsida; Poales; Poaceae. The record is from the annotation of a GenBank genome assembly.
AUGGCUGGCGUUCUGGUGAGCACAUCCAUAGGAGCAAUGGGUGCCGUCCUGGCAAAGUUAGCUGCUAUGCUGGGGGACGAAUACAAGCUGCUCAAAGGUGUCCGUGGUGACAUCAAGUUCCUCAAGAAAGAGCUCGAGGCCAUGUAUGCCUUCCUCCUUGUCAUGUCAGACGUGGAGCAGCCCGACGAGCAGUCCAAGAUCCGUGUGAAGGCAGUGAGAGACCUGUCCUUUGAGAUUGAGGACAGCAUCGACAAGUUCAUGCUGCUCGUCGAACCUGCGUCCAGUUGUACAGGUAAUAGCUUCAAGGAGCUUAUUAGCAAGUGCAAGGGAAAAUUAACAGAUAUCAAGAUUCACUAUGAGAUUGCAAAGGAGCUCAAACACAUCAAGGGCCAAGUCAAGGAAGUGAGUGAGAGAUAUGCAAGGUACACUAUCUAUGGUUCCUCCUCCAAACCUAGCAAUGUAAAAGUUGACCCUCGAGUUCUGGCGUUUUUCAAAGAUGCUUCUGAGCUUGUUGGAAUAGACGGCCCAAGAGAUGAGCUUGUGAGGUACCUGAGCGAGGAGAGUGAAUCAGCAAAUCAGCUAAAAAUUGUCUCUCUUGUUGGAUAUGGGGGUCUAGGCAAGACAACUCUUGCUAACCAAGCCUAUCACAAGCUCGGAGGAAGCUUUGAAUGUCGGGCUUUUGUGUCGAUUUCACAAAAUCCUGACAUGAACAAGAUUUUGAGUUCUAUCUUAUCUCAAAUCAGCAAUGGAGAGACUGAUAAUCGGUUAUUAGGGGAUCAACAAACCAUAAUCAGCCAUAUCAGAGAAUUCCUGGAAAACAAAAGGUACUUUAUAGUGAUGGAUGAUAUAUGGGACGUACCGACAUGGAAAAUUUUGGAAUGUGCAUUAUUCAAGAACAAAUGUGGUAGUAGAAUAAUGACCACAACACGUGUUAAUGAUGUAGCUAGAGCAUGCUGCUCUUCUGUUCGUGGUCUUAUCUAUAGAAUGAAACCACUCAAUGAAGAUGACUCAAAGAAGUUAUUUUACAAGAGAAUAUUUGGUUCUGAAGAGGACUGCCCUUUUGACUUGAAAGAAGCAUCGGCAGAUAUUUUGAAAAAAUGCGGUGGUUUGCCAUUGGCCAUCAAUUCUAUAUCUAGUUUGUUGGCCACCAGGCAAACUAAAGAAGGGUGGGAUCAGGUGCGAUGUUCUAUUCAAUUUGCAAAAGACAAAAGUUCUGAAAUAGAGGCAAUGAAUUAUAUUUUAUCUCUGAGCUACUUCGACCUUCCUCACUAUUUAAGGAGUUGCUUGUUGUACUUAACUCUGUUUCCUGAAGAUUACGAGAUCAAAAGGGAGCGCUUAGUGCACAGAUGGAUUUCAGAGGGUCUUAUUUGCAGGGAAGAUGGGGAAGAUAUUGUCGAGUUAGGAGAUCGAUAUUUUCAUGAGCUUGUUAAUAGAAGUUUAAUACAGCCAGUUCAAAUAGGAUAUGAUGGCAAGGCAAGUUAUUGUCGAGUCCACGAUAUUAUCCUUGAUUUCCUAAUUUCCAAGUCUGCUGAUGAGGGCUUUUGUACCUUGUUAGGCAAUCAUUCCAAUCUCACACAUUUUUCAGAUAGAAAAGUUCGUCGGCUCUCCCUAAUGGGAGAUGGUGAACAAGGAAAUGGGAUUAAACCAAAUAAGUUGGAUUUAUCACAUCUUCGAUCACUUAGUACUUUUGGGUAUGGUUUUGGCAAGCAAGUACCUUUCUUUCUGAAAUCAAAUGCACUCCGUGUGUUGGACUUGGAAGGGUGCCGUGGAUUGAAAGACCAUCAUCUGAAAAAUAUUGGAAGAUUCUCUCAGCUGAGGUACUUGAACAUCUAUGAUACAGGAAUAUCUGAGCUACCAGGGCAAAUAGGAGAUUUGCAGUACCUAGAGACACUAAAUGCAUUUAGUGAUUCUCUCGAUGAGCUGCCCGAAACUAUUAAUCGGCUUCAACGAUUGAUGCAUCUAUCUGUUUCACGUUUCACUAGAUUGCCAGAUGGGAUAGGAAACAUGAAGAACUUGCGAGCACUUUGGAACGUAAACAUCCUGAAGCAAUCACUGAAGUUUGUGCACGGGCUUAGUGAACUGACAAAGCUGAGAACACUGACGAUUAAUUGGGAUGCUGAUGAGAUAGAAGGCCGCAAAUUAUUUGGUCACAAGGAAAGCCUAGUGUCCUCCCUCUGUAAACUGGAUGCAUGCAACCUCCGUACCCUAUGUAUCUAUUUAGAUUUAGGAGAAAAGGAUGGGCACCUAGGAGACAAUCCUUUCAUUCCUUCUCUAAAUAGCAUUCAAGAUAUUCAUCUCUACGGUGGAGAGAUAUGUUGGAUGACAAAAUGGCUGGUCUCACUUGUCAACCUACAGAAGUUAACUAUCUAUGUUGCCGUGAUAGAGCAGCAGGAUCUUCAAAUGAUUGGAGAUAUACCUACUCUGGUUGAAUUCAAUCUGGAUGUGUGUGGAACCUGCGUCGUCACUGACAGAGGAUUUCAACAGUUGCAGAAGUUUGUGAUCAAAUGCAAUGAUCUGAUGUUUGAAUCCGGGGCUAUGCCGAAGCUCGUGGAGUUUUGCCUCUCUAUCCGUUCAAUAAAGUUCAACUCUGCUGAUAGCGGUGCUGGUGGUUUCGACUUUGGCAUUUGUCACCUAUCUUCACUUGAUACCGUCCAUGUCACCAUAGAUUGCCGUGGUGUGAGAGCUGCAGCUGUGGAGGCUACUGAGGGUGCUAUCAGGAGCAUGUCUCGGAUACACCCCAACCAUCCAACACUAGAGAUCACAAGGAAAUAUCCAAACCAGAUGUUAUAA